AUGACGGUGCCGCCCUGCACUUGGAUCUUCGCCGAGGAUCCCGUGCAGAAUGACGAAUUCCAGGGCCACUGGGGAAAUCCCUUGAGCGCUUACGCCAACGACCGGAACGCGAUGCCCAACGGCUUCCGGCAUCAUUUAAUGAUCCGCCGCCUGGCGCUGCGCGUCGACGGCAAGUCCGGCGAGUCCGGCGAGUCACGCGUCCCGUGGCCGCCGUCGCGGGUCCGCGUGGCGUUGCGCCAGGAGCGGCGGAGGGAGGAGUGGGUUCAGUGA
Molecule: messenger RNA, 270 nt
Organism: Durusdinium trenchii
Lineage: Eukaryota; Dinophyceae; Suessiales; Symbiodiniaceae
Source: the annotation of a GenBank genome assembly